Messenger RNA from Marchantia polymorpha subsp. ruderalis, 2567 nucleotides. Lineage: Eukaryota; Viridiplantae; Streptophyta; Marchantiopsida; Marchantiales; Marchantiaceae. The record is from the annotation of a GenBank genome assembly.
UUUUGUGCGCUUUUGGAGAGUAAUUCUCGGAAAAAUACUGCGGCCUUCUUUUCGCUUUUGCGCUUCGGCUUUGCUUCCUUUGGCUGGCUUGGGCUGGCUCGCCUCGCCUCGCCUCGCUCACCCGCUCCUGCUGCAGCGAGUGCGUCUCGGACCCUGCGGCCUUAGGCUUCAGGAGGGCGAUGGUUGCUCGGAGCUAAGACCAGGCUCAUUAGCUUCCACCGCAACUGCGUCCGCGGCCCUUACACUUCCUCCGGACAAAGAUUUUAUUGUUUGCCGCAUCAAUCGCUGUUGGUGCGUGCACAGCGUUAGGGUUGAGGAGGUCCAAUUUGCUCGCCGGGACGAUUUUGCUGGUGGGCAAUUCGGUGGUGCUGCGGUGUGGCCCGGAGUGUUCCCAACAAUCCUGGGCUGGCGCUGCAACUUCCGGAGCCCGGUUGAUCUGAACUGCACUCACUGUGGCGGGGGCUGGCGUGGGAAUUUUUCUUGUUAGAGCGAGGAUAUGCGAUCUGGUCUCGACACGGAAAAUAGCACCGGGUGUACGAUCUCUUCCCUCUCCCCCGACGACACUUCGGGUGCCUUGUACUUGUGACAGGGUUUGACUCGAAGACCUCAUAAGUGAGAUACCGGACAGGUGCCUAGUGACAUUGGUGUAUGUCUGCAAGAGCUUCAAUGUUGAGCAAUGGAGUAUUGGAAGGUCUUUCCUAGUUAUCCUGUUGCAAGUGACGUAGAAAAAUGGAUUUGUGGACGAAAUGGUACCGUAAUUAAGAUCGCAAAUGAGAUUACGAUGUUGAAGUAUCCUACUUCCAGUCCACCUUAUCAGUAGCUUGGAAGGUCCACAAAAGAGGAGGUCCAGAGGGGCCACUAAUGAUGACGGCCGUACAGAGGUUGCACGAUGUGUGCAAGGCGACAUUCACCAUGUCUGCACCUCCUUCUGCACAAGCACUCCAGCGAGUGCGCACUAUCCUAGAUAGCAUCCAAGCAUCGGAUGUUGGACUUGACGAGGUUGAUGCCAUGUCGCAAGAGAGGGGUUUCGGAUUCUUCGGUACAAAUGGACGGAGGGGCCGACACACACCAAUGGUUGCCAGAUGGGCACCCCCUAUAUCUUAUCUACAUCUGUAUGAGUGUGAAGAUUUCUCUAUGGGAAUAUUUUGUCUGCCAACCUCGGCACAAAUACCUCUUCAUAACCAUCCUGGGAUGACCGUUCUUAGUAAAUUGUUGUACGGCUCCAUGCACGUGAAAGCGUAUGACUGGGUCAACCCCUGCGAUGAAAAAUUGAAUUCGGACCCAUCCGUACGAGGAGUGACAAGUUCUCGCGCAUUAUCUUGUGCAGCCAGGUCUGCGAAAUUGGUGGUCAAUCGGGUGCUAACUGCCCCUUGUGAAACAGCAACUCUGCAUCCUACUAGCGGGGGUAACAUACAUGCCUUCACUGCAGUCACUCCCUGUGCCGUUCUGGACGUACUGGCACCUCCAUAUUCUGCUGUGACUGGCAGACACUGCACUUAUUAUCGAGAAGCACACUCAGUUGGAUCCAACCCAGGAGGGAUUAUUGCAAAUGGUGAACAUAGAGAGGAAUCACAAGUUGAAACCAUGUUAGAGGAAUAUCUACCUCCUGAUGAUUUCGUUGUACAAAGGGGUGAAUACAGAGGUCCAAGAGUUGGGCCUUGACGAGCCUCUACAUUAUACCUUGUAUAUUUAUUCUUUAAUGAGGAACUUCUACUCAUGCAUGUAAAUGGGUGCUAGCCGUGUCGUGCAUUAGGAGGCCGUAGGAGAAAAGAUUGUGCAUUAUUCAUGGAAUGAUAGCGGAUCCUGAUCCUCUAUCUCCAUUUAUGGAUAACCUCUACGUCAGCUGAUGUUGCAUGCCAAAGAUGGAGAGGAUGGUCCUUUGGGAAGUGGAAUGGUUCUUGCAACACAUUCACUUCUUGUAAUUAGCAGGAAGGUUUUAGUGAAGCAAGAGCCAGGUUGGAAUGGCAUUUUUUAGUUAAUCAGCUCAUACGUGACUUUUCAUGAACUUUGAUGGAAAUUGUGGUGUAGGAUUGACUUUUAUUCUUCUGACCCUUCUCAGACAAUUUGACGGUGAAUCUGGGGGAUAGCUGUCGUUCACAAUUGCCUCACAGAAAUGCAGGGCAUGUUUUUUUGUACAGCUAUCUACCCUCCGAUUUGGCUGCAGCAGCAUUGUUGUUCGAUUAGACUUGGAAGCAGAUGGGACUUGCAUAACAUCUCUCCAAGGAUGUGCAAUGAAAAUACUCUAUAAGUGGUUUAUCUUGAAAUUUUCUUGAGCGGUUAUGUAAGUUACCACCAGUCUGCGUGGGCCAAGUUGUCUAGGUGGAGCUCAUGUUUAGAUGCUUGAACCUGCUGGGUUGUCUACUUGGCGGAUAUCAUUUCUUCCUUUUAUCGGUUGAAUACUGCAGGCACGAUUCAACCUGGAUGUGUGCAAUGGGAAACUUCAAUAGGGCGCGUUUUGUGCAUUUCUGGAAUUACAAGUACAUGUCAGUUGUCCGGCAACUUAGUGAGCAGAAAUGGGUAUCGAUGUAGUCGCGGAUGAUGACUUGCUUGUGAUAACAUUAAGUCAG